This is a messenger RNA of Propithecus coquereli (Coquerel's sifaka), 1900 nucleotides long. RefSeq names its product WD repeat domain 25 (gene WDR25). Bases 35 to 1645 code for a protein of 536 amino acids. Gene Ontology annotation, molecular function: protein binding. The transcript is spliced from 6 exons. NCBI's taxonomy places the organism in Eukaryota, Metazoa, Chordata, Mammalia, Primates, Indriidae. The record is from RefSeq and is a predicted model, not a curated record.
UGCCCUGGAAGGACAGCAAGAAACCGUGUCUUUAAUGGCUUCGUUAGUGGCUUAUGACGAUUCGGACUCGGAAGCUGAGACUGAGCCUGCAGGAAGUUUUAAUGAUGCUGGCCAGAUGAAAGACACUUCUGGUGCGACCAAACCUCCUGGGCAGGACUUUUCAUCUGGUGUACUGGAUAUGACAAAAGAGGGGGCACAGCUCACAAAGCAUGGCUCUUGUGAAAACCCAGGGGGCCGUUGUCUCCCACUGGCUCGGCUUGGGAGAAUUGAUCCGGGAUCUUGCCCCAGCCAGAGGCUGCAGUGGCCCAGGAAGGAGCCUGAAGUCACCUUCCCCACCAGCAGGCCUUCUCGUUCUUCUCUGUGGACCACCCAGGCUCCAGCCAGCCACACGCCCCUGGCAGCUUCCCGCUUUAAGCAAGUAAAACUCCCCUGGCGUUCCCCCAAGUCAUCUUUCCAUGUUCAAAGUGAAUCUGAAACCACAGAUAAAAAUGGCAACUGUUUGCAGAAGAAAAGGUGUGAGGACUGUGUCAUACCAUAUACCCCGAAAAGACUAAGACAGCUGCAAGCAGUAAGCACAGAAACAGCCAAGAGUAAAGACGUGGAGCCACAGGGUCCACCUGCAAGCUGUGCCCCAGCCCCUCUCCGUAUGGCCCCUGUAGCGUCUGAUUUUAUUCAGCCAUAUUUGAGCAGUCAUUAUAAAGAAACCACAGUUCCUACGAAAGUGCUUUUCUACCUGAGAGGCCACAGGGGCCCUGUAAACAGCAUUCAGUGGUGUCCAGUCCGUUCUAAGAGCCACAUGCUUCUCUCAACUUCUAUGGAUAAAACCUUCAAGGUCUGGAAUGCCGUGGACUCGGGGCGCUGCUUGCAGACCUACUCCCUGCACAGCGAGGCAGUGCGGGCUGCCCGGUGGUCUCCUUGUGGCCGGCGCAUCCUCAGUGGUGGCUUCGACUUCGCGCUGCACCUAACAGACCUUGAAACAGGAACCCAGCUAUUUAGUGGCAAAAGUGACUUUAGAGUCACUGCCUUGAAAUUUCAUCCAAAAGACCACAGCAUUUUUUUAUGUGGAGGCUUCAGCUCCGAAAUGAAAGCCUGGGAUAUAAGGACCGGCAAGGUGGUGAGACGCUACAAGGCAACCAUCCAGCAGACCUUGGACAUCCUGUUCCUCGGGGAAGGCUGUGAGUUCCUGAGCAGCACAGACGCUUCCACCCGGGACUCUGCUGACCGCACCAUCAUUGCCUGGGAUUUCCGGACCUCUGCCAGAAUCUCUAAUCAGAUUUAUCAUGAGAGGUACACCUGCCCCAGCCUCGCCGCGCACCCGCAGGAGCCCGUGUUCCUGGCGCAGUCCAACGGCAACUACGUGGCCCUCUUCUCCGCCGUGUGGCCCUACCGGAUGAGCAGAAGGCGGCGCUACGCAGGGCACAAGGUGGAAGGCUACUCGGUGGGCUGCGAGUGCUCCCCGGGCGGAGAGCUGCUGGUGACGGGCAGCGCCGACGGCCGGGUCCUGAUAUACACCUUCCGCACGGCCAGCCGGGCGUGCACGCUGCAGGGGCACGCGGAGGCCUGCAUCGGCGCCACCUUCCACCCCGUGCUGCCCUCCGUCCUCGCCACCAGCUCCUGGGGAGGGGAGGUGAAGAUCUGGCACUGAGCUCUCAUCGCUCCUGAGCUUCGCCGUCGCCGAGCCUUCCGGACGCGGGCCUGGGCCCCUGCUUCCCUGCGGGAGGGCGCGAGUGAGCACUACUUGUGGCUUUGGGUCAGACCUGGGCAGAGGCUGUCUCCACUGUCCUCUGAGCCUCAGUUUCCUCCUCUGUAAAAUGAGGACAAGAAUCUGUUUGUUACAGGGUUGUGAGGACUGCGGCAGUGAAAGCCCCUGGCAGGUGGCCGGUGUUGCCCAAUAAACGUG